Messenger RNA from Aspergillus pseudonomiae, 2793 nucleotides. RefSeq names its product transcription factor domain-containing protein. Gene Ontology annotation, biological process: positive regulation of transcription from RNA polymerase II promoter by galactose; DNA-templated transcription. Gene Ontology annotation, cellular component: nucleus. NCBI's taxonomy places the organism in Eukaryota, Fungi, Ascomycota, Eurotiomycetes, Eurotiales, Aspergillaceae. The transcript is spliced from 4 exons. The record is from RefSeq and is a predicted model, not a curated record. Bases 153 to 2357 code for a protein of 734 amino acids. Gene Ontology annotation, molecular function: RNA polymerase II cis-regulatory region sequence-specific DNA binding; DNA-binding transcription factor activity, RNA polymerase II-specific; zinc ion binding.
AUGGAAUUCCACUUCUGCACUUCACCAUCACUGUUGGUGACCCCGUCAUUCCGCACCACAAUUGCCUGAUCACCUCUCGGGAUCGUCCAACCGGUCCAUAAGAGCCUAUACUACGAUCUAAUUGACUUAGUUGAUCCCUCUAGAUCUCAUCCAUGCAGUCGGAAUCUCCCACGCACAGCUACGCCACCUCGGAACCCCCUCGGAAAAAGCGAGCCAAAUACACUCAGGUCGCUUGUAAUGAAUGCAAAAGGCGUAAGUUGAAAUGCAGCGGUGAGCCAACGUGUUCACGGUGCGCCCGUGAUGGCGUACCAUGCGUUUAUACGCCUAGCGCAUAUGCGCCGAGUAACCCUACGACUUCGGUGGAGGAACCAAGUGAUGAAGGGGUAUCUGCGAGGUUCCAAUCAGUUGAUCGCCAGAUCGAGUCACUUCAGCAUGAGAUGCGCGCGAUGGCUGCUCGUUUGCGCGAGCUCGAAUCGUCUUCGCCGGCUAACAGUAGCGCAAAUAAGCCGCCUCCGAGACCGGCUUCCAUCGUAUCUUCUCAAGCCACGAAUACUGGUCUACAGCGUAUGAUGAAUCGGCCAAUGUCUCCAUAUCACGUUGGACCCACGAGUGCGGAGUUCGGUCUGACCGCGCGCCGGAAGCCGUUGGAGGACGACGAUGAAUUUGAGUCCACUGCUGCACCGAGUCCCGUCGCAGCGCCUGAUGCCGAUAUUGUGACCGAUGAUCCAUUAGGGAACCUCGGGCUGACAGAGGCUCUGAGGCUGGUGACGGUCUAUGAAAACACAGUGGGCUUGAUGUACCCUUGUGUUGAUUUGGACAGUGUGCGCGCAUGUAUUGUUGACUUCUUUCGAGAUGAUUCUCGUCAGAUUCUGAGCUCGGAGCAACAGGACUGGUUCUUUGCGCGCGAUGUGGAGGUGCUGAAAAUUAUCUUGGCCAUAGCUUUGCUGACGGAAUCGCAUGGGCGGAGUGAGCGAGCUGCUGUGUUGGCAGAAAGUGUUGAGGAUCGUUUUGCGACUCGCGUUAAUAUCCCCGAGGUUGACAUGAAAGAGCUUCUUAUACUGACACUGCUGUCAAUAUUCCAUUCGUACCGGGAUGAUGAAGUUAUUUCGUGGCGUUGUAUUGGGAUGGCUUGUCGAGGCUCAAUGCAACUAGGCCUACAUUGCCAAGAGACCUGGUAUAGAACGGGAGGUGUGUUCCCCGGCGAGCUGCAAUGGAUGUGGGCUAGUCGUCUCUUUUGGUGUAUCUACGUGUUGGAUCGAAAAUGGUCCUUUGGCACUGGCCUUCCUUUCGCUAUUCAGGACACGGAUAUGGACACCAACCUUCCCGUGCCAGGAACCGCCACUCCUUAUCUCACUUGUAUGAUCUCGUACGCACAACUCAGCGGCAAGAUAUGGGGGCUCGUAGUCGGCUGGGGCAGUCGAUCGCGUGCAGCGACGUCGGACUACUGCUCGUACCUUGACUUCCAAGUCCAGCAAUGGAUCCAGUCAAUUCCGCAGGAACUACGGUUCGACCCUUCACGACCCUCAUCCCCCGACUCGGUUCAGAAUGAUAACAUGAUGAUGCUACAAGUGCUCCUUGCACUGCAGGCUAACCAACUUCGCAUUCUCGUGUACCGCCAAAACCUGCUCAGUAGCGAGAGCAUUGAGACGAAUGUCUCUGGCGCAUCCGUCGCCGUCGAGACUGCGAAAAGUACGAUCCACAUGCUAGACUACUUCACUCGCGUUUCGGAUAUCUAUUUUCAGCGUCCGGAGCCGUUCAAUUACUUCCUAAUUUCGGCACUGGCCGCACUGUUUCUCGCCGUGUUUCAUGCACCGAGUCGAUUCAGCAACGUCUGCCGUGCGGAAUUCUAUGCUGCCGUAGACAUGGUGAGGAAGUCAUCCACUCGGGCCAGAACAUCCAGACGACUACAGAAAAUCAUUCGCAGUUUGAAAUUGAUUAAGCUGAAUGUCGGGAAAUCGCCUUAUAAACACGGACAACCGCCGGAAAACCUUGGCAAGGUACUAUCUCGUUUCAGCCACGGACAGCAUGACUCGAACCAGUCCAGUCUGCCGCAGUCUCCGUUGGUCCCGUCGCACCAGCACCAGCCAUCCGGCAUUCCGACUCCACAGCCUUCCGCCUCCCUUUGGUCCGUGUCUUCCCCACUGGCUACGGCGCCAGUGAAUUAUGGCAACAACGAUGAUAGCUGUGACGAUUUGACUAGUUUCUUUGAAAUGGCUGGAGGACUUUACUUCGACCCCAAGACGGGUCCCCCCGAGGAGACACCUGCAGCCGACGGCGCUAGUGCAGGGGUUGAAGGGAUUGAUGCGUUUCACGCCGAAAACGAGGCGCUGACCCGGGUAAUGGCUGGCCUGUUAUAAAUGAAGGUGGCGGUCUAAGGAUUGGUUUACCGGAUGGUGCUUAGUAUGGUCUGUUUGACCAGGAGCAUGCGCAACUCAGUCUCUCCGUCCUAGACCGGUCUAAGUACCCCUGCCAUUGGUGGAACUAGUCUAAUGCACGGGAGCCAAAUAUUCUGAAGCUAAUGCAUCUCAAUCCCGAGGUUUCUGCCUGAAGAAUCCACUCGGCUAAUUGGCCAAGCCAAGACGAUCAGCACUCCCCGUGACAAGUGUGUUCGAUUACUAUAAUGGGCAAAACUCCUGGACGAGUGUCGCUAUGAGCCAAUCAUGGCAGAAGCUAUACCUUGACCUGCAGAAUACCCCAAUGAUGUAAUUUCUCCGUUUCUGGGGGAGGAGUACGUACUGGUGAUUGGCUAACUAGCCAUCGAACCGUGUUCCUCGGACAUUCCUUGGCUUAAUG